Messenger RNA from Cornus florida, 2298 nucleotides. RefSeq names its product probable protein phosphatase 2C 2. Lineage: Eukaryota; Viridiplantae; Streptophyta; Magnoliopsida; Cornales; Cornaceae. The coding region runs from base 190 to 1488 and encodes 432 amino acids. The transcript is spliced from 5 exons. The record is from RefSeq and is a predicted model, not a curated record. Gene Ontology annotation, biological process: regulation of DNA-templated transcription; protein dephosphorylation. Gene Ontology annotation, molecular function: DNA-binding transcription factor activity; protein serine/threonine phosphatase activity; DNA binding.
UCUUCACUUUAACCCUUCCAUUGAGCACCCCAUGGCCCCAAAACAUUACUAGUAUAUAUAUAUAUAUAUAUAUAUAUAUAUAUAAAAUCCACCUCUGACUUUUUCAUUCUUUAACCUAUUUAACCACAAUUCAUUUCAUUCCAUUUCCAUCCAACUCUCACAAGUCACAAGCCAUCACUAGAUUAAGAUAUGGUGAAAAUAAGUAGUAGCUCAUCCCAGAAGAAGUACAAAGGCCUACGUUGCCGGAAAUGGGUGUUGGAGAUACGAGUUCUGGGCACCAAAGACCGCCGCUGGCUCGGCUCCUACACGUGUGGGGCGGCCGCAGUGGCCCAUGACAUAGCCUCCUACUGCCUGAGAGGACCCUCUUCGGUGCAAAGUCUUAAUUUAUCAUCAAUGAUUUUAACCCUCGUGACUUCUCCUCCACCACCACCACCUUUUUCUUCUCCUCCUCCUCCUCUUCCUGCUCUAUCCCGGCUCAAAUGGCUCUUUGCAGAUAACCAAGUUCCCGAGAAUCCCACGAGUACUCGAGUUCUUGGGUCUGAAAAUCAUUACCUUCAAGGAGUACGGGAUAAUUCACCACCGGAGAAGGUUCUGGGAUUGAACGCGUUGACGAAGAGGCCGGCUAGCCUUGUUGUACCGGCUCCUUAUCAUCCCGGGGACGAUUUUGGUGAAGUAAAUAAAAAGUUGGACAAUAAGGAAUAUUUUGAGGUUGAAGGGAGAGACUACUGUUUGGCAAGCAAGAAAGGAAAGAGGGAGGUUAUGCAGGAUGGGUAUGGGGUUAUGCUUGAUGUUUUGGGAGAUCCUAAACAGGCAUUUUUUGGGGUGAUCGAUGGGCAUGGUGGCUGUGCUGCAGCUGAAUAUGUUGCUGAAAAUUUGGGGAAGAACAUUGUGAAAGCACUUGCGGAAGAAGAUGAGAUAGAAGCAGCAAUUCGCGGAGGCUUCUUAGUCACAGAUAAAGAAUUUCUUAGUCAGGGUGUAACUAGUGGAGCUUGUGUAGCUAGUGUACUAUUGAAGGAUGGAGAAUUACAUGUCGCGAAUGCAGGAGAUUGUAGAGUAGUUUUGAGCAAGAAAGGAAUGGCUAAUGCAUUGACAAGCGAUCACCGUCUUAGUAGGGAAGAUGAGCGCUUCCGAAUAGAAAACUCUGGUGGCUUUGUGCAUUGCAGAAAUGGAGUUUGGAGAGUUAACGGAUCACUCGCGGUUUCUAGAGCUGUUGGUGAUCUGCAUCUGAAAGAAUGGAUCAUUUCUGAACCAGAGAUUAAGAAGCUUCCUUUAACCUCACAUUGUGAGUUUCUGAUCAUAGCUUCUGAUGGAUUGUGGGAUAAGGUAAAUGACCAGGAGGCAGUUGAUGUAGUACUAAGGGAGACAGAUUCACUAAAAUCUUGUAGAAAGCUUGUAGAUUUAUCUUCUAGCAGAGGCAACAUUGACGACAUAACUGUCAUGGUGAUCAACCUUCAAAAGUUCAUCGUUAAUCAAAGCAGUAGCCAAUAAGGAAUAGGAUUCAAACACAAAGUUCCUCCAUUAUAUCUCUCUUUAAACAAGGUCUACUCAGUUCAUGGAAAAAAUUGUAAAUAGAACUUUUCAGAGUUGAUUGAUAUUUACAGGGGCAACUGGGACAAAGUUAAGCCGAAAAGAAUUUGCACUUAGGAAGGAGGUGAUAAAGUUGAUGAAGGAUGGUGUUGUUCAUCUUUCCAUGUGUUUCUCGAUCAUCAUACAAAUCCCAACAAAUAUUUAUAUAAUGAGAUGAAGAUGGAAACUGUUGGGAUUUAUAUGCCCUGACAUAGUAAAUUUUCAUUUGGAUUAAAGUGACAUAUGUUCCUGACGUAUCUGAAAUUAGGGAUGGUAAAAUCCCCAUACCCGGCGGGUCCCCGCCCUACCCUGCCCCUGUUAUGGCGGGUUUGGAGACUCAUUUAUGUAAAUGGGGCGGGGACGAGGAUUGUAUUUGAAACCCCGGCGGGGGACGGGGUGGGGCCGAGGAAGGGUAACCCCGCCCCUCCCCGCCCCACUUAUAGUGCAUUUUUACAAAACUGCUCUUAUAUGUUAUAAAAUGUUACUAAAUUACAUAACUAUAUAUAUAAUAUAUUUACUUCUGAAACCCUAGAUCUAUUCCCAUGUAGCAUAGUCGUUGUUGGAAGAAUGUUAUUUGUUUUGAUUGAUCAUGUUGAAAAUUUCUAGACUAUUCCAAAAAAUGUUAUAUGUGGUUUUGUUAUAAGUUUGAUCGGGUUGAAAUGAUAUGUUUUAAAUUGUUAUAAUUGUGCUGAAGCUUUAUUAAAUUAUUAGGUUGAAAAAUAUUAUAGUUGU